Molecule: messenger RNA, 11125 nt
Organism: Cuculus canorus (common cuckoo)
Lineage: Eukaryota; Metazoa; Chordata; Aves; Cuculiformes; Cuculidae
Gene: KCTD16
Product: potassium channel tetramerization domain containing 16
Exons: 5
Coding region: 1451-2734 (427 amino acids)
Biological process (GO): protein homooligomerization; regulation of G protein-coupled receptor signaling pathway
Cellular component (GO): postsynaptic membrane; presynaptic membrane
Molecular function (GO): protein binding
Source: RefSeq, a predicted model, not a curated record
AGUCCUUAUGUAAGCGCGGAGCAGAGUAGGAACAAAAUGCUGUUCAUGUGAUUCAGACAGAAUUCUCGUUGGCAUCAAUGAAAGGAAGAGAGCAGCCUUUGGCCCUAGAAAUCGGGCUCCUUUAAGGCUGUUUUCUUUCUCUUGAGGUCACAGCUUAGGUACACAAAGUGGUUUUGCCUGUAAGUUUACCACCUUGUCCCGUGACCUGUCUGGAUCUCCUAGGGGAACAGGGUGAGCUCCCUUCACUGCUCAGAUGGGAGAGUUUGUGUGGAGCUGCAGACACUGCAGGAAAUGGAGUCAGUGAUGGUACUGCUGAGUGAAAAGUAAACAAUUGCUGUCAUUUAAUUAGACCAUCAGACCCUUUCACAUGUGCAUGUUAAAUAAAAAUAAUAUUUUCUGGAGGCCAGGCAAAAGAUUUGCUAGAGCUGUGAAUCUUCUUGUCUCUAUUAAAGACCGGCUGUUAGCUCACCCCUCACAAAUAAGCUGUAGGAGCUGGGAAUACUGUGGAACUGAGGGAAAAAGUAGUGACCGGGGCUGUGAUGACAUUCUAAUAUUAGCGAAGAUGCUCCUUUCCUUCACAGUCCUUUGUCAAUCACUCCAUUUAUCCUUCUGGUUUUGUCAUUUGCUCCCCUUUUUUUUUUUUUUUUUCAUGUAGGGCCAGGGGUGAAGACUAUGCUCAGACUUUUAAUUCAAAUUUGUUUUUAUUAUCUUCCGAAGGUCCUGAUGCUGAGCACAGGAAUGGGUGACCGUGUGUUGCCAACUUGAGUGGUCCACAGUGGACAGAGCCAAGGAAAUCCACGCCUGAUGUAUCUAGGCUGAAACUUCAGAAUGAAAUGAAUCGUGAUUUCCACUUCAUCAUUGUCACUGAGGAGAAUUAUUCCUUCAUUUUCUGCUGGGAAUUAUUGCUACUGCUCAGAGUGUCUUGAAGUUCUGCACAGUGUUGCUAAAUGCUGAUAAAUGGCUUCUACAUCUCUCGCUACGCGUGGGCGACUUGAUUCAUAUUUAUAGCUUGUGUAUUCACACCACAAGAGGUACAAUGAGCAGCCUCAGGAGCGGCACCAGACUCAGCUGGUUUGGAAAUGAGAAACCAGAUCCAGAAGUGAGAGACAGAACCUCGUCUCGGGGGCCCAGCAGAUGCUUCAGAAUUAGUGAAUUGAUUAAGAUCUCUGAAUGACCGUAGGCUUGAUUUUGAUGGCUUUAUUGGAAGAUCUAAUGAUGCAUUUCAUGAAGUGAUUGCUCUCCAGCCUCGGUGGCUGAGGGUAUAAACCACUUCUGCCACACUGUCACCCAUGGACAAGUCAGAUUGUUUUUAAACAAACCUUUUGGAUCUUUUUUUUUUGCACUUCCCCUUUCCCCUCUGUUUCUCCUUAAUGUUGAGAGCCUUUUUCUACACUUUGAUGUGAUUGAUAGUCCUGCUGCUUCGUGCUGCUGAUUUCAGUUUUAAGGUACAAUGGCUCUAAGUGGCAACUGCAGGACUUACCUUCCUGCUCGAGAGCAGGGGACUGGGCUGCACUCCUUCCCGGAGGUAGUGGAGCUAAACGUGGGUGGCCAGGUUUACUUCACUCGCCACUCCACCUUGGUUGGCACCCCUCACUCACUGCUAUGGAAAAUGUUUACCCCAAAGAGAGACACAGCCAAUGAUUUGGCCAAGGACUCCAAGGGAAGAUUCUUUAUCGACAGAGAUGGUUUCCUUUUCCGCUAUAUUCUGGACUAUCUCAGGGACAAGCAAGUGGUUCUGCCUGACCACUUCCCAGAGAAGGGAAGGCUCAAGAGGGAGGCUGAGUAUUUUCAGCUCCCAGACUUGGUCAAACUCCUGACUCCCGAUGACAGCAAGCAAAGCCCCGAUGAUUAUUGCCACAGUGACUAUGAAGAGGUCUCCCAAGGCAGUGACACGAGAAUAUGCCCACCCCCAUCACUCUUACCGCCUGAUCGGAAGUGGGGAUUCAUUACCAUCGGGUACCGGGGGUCGUGCACUAUUGGCAGGGAGAGCCAAGCAGAUGCCAAAUUCAGGAGGGUCCCAAGGAUUUUGGUUUGUGGAAGGAUUGCUCUGGUCAAAGAGGUCUUUGGAGAAAGUUUGAAUGAAAGCAGAGACCCAGACAGGGCUCCAGAAAGGUACACCUCCAGGUUUUAUCUCAAGUUCAAGCACCUGGAGAGGGCUUUUGACAUGUUGUCCGAGUGUGGAUUCCACAUGGUGGCCUGCAAUUCCUCAGUGACAGCUUCCUUCGUCAACCAGUACACAGAUGACAAGGUCUGGUCCAGCUACACCGAAUAUGUCUUCUACCGUGAGCCCUCCAGAUGGUCCUCGUCCCACUGUGACUGCUGUUGCAAGAAUGGGAAAGGCGACAAGGAGGGGGAGAGCGGCACAUCGUGCAACGAGCUGUCGACGUCGAGCUGCGACAGCCAGUCGGAGGCCAGCUCACCCCAGGAGACCGUCAUCUGCGGCCCCGUCACCCGCCAGCCCAACAUACAGACUCUGGACCGCCCAGCCAAGAAGGGGCCGGUGCAGCUACUCCAACAGUCUGAGAUCCGGAGGAAGAGUGACCUGCUCCGGACUCUCACCUCCGGCUCCCGGGAGUCCAACUCCAGCAAGAAAAAAGCAGUGAAGGAGAAGCUCUCCAUUGAGGAGGAGCUAGAAAAAUGUAUCCAGGAUUUCCUCAAAAUCAAAAUCCCAGACAGGUUUCCAGAAAGAAAGCAUCCCUGGCAAUCCGAACUGCUGCGGAAGUACCACCUAUAGGCACAGAGCAGGGAGAGCAACAAUCUUAGUCCUGUUAGAGCAAGAUUCUAAGUGAUACGAAACUAAUUCCCAAUACUAAUUAGCUGUGAGGUCACAAAACCAAUCCUGUCUCUAUAACGCUGCCUAAUUUGCCUCUUUCACUUUAACAUUUCUAGUCAUAGGGUAAAGAUAUUUUUUGAGUCGUGGAAGCACAAUGACAAACGCUUUUGUUUGUAAACUCUGAGUCUUACAUAAGCUGAAUACCUUAAGGGCACAACCGUACCGACAAAGAGAUGCUCAUGUAUGGAUGCUGCUGAUGCUGGUGGGAACGCGGCGGGUGAGCAGGCAAUGUCCGGGGGUCUGCACGCGUUCUGCAUUCCCCUUGUGGUGUGUUUGUUGGGAGGGAUGUGCGCAGCUCAAAGAAGGAAGCUAUGCCAUGACAGUUUACCUUAAGCAUGUGCAUAUAUAUAUAUGUGUGUAUAUAUAUAUAUAUAUCUGUGUAUAUAUAUAUAUGUAUAUAUAUAUCAAUAUAUAUUGCUUAAAGAUUUUCUGGCACUCCUUAUAACUGCACUUUCUCAGAAAAGAGGAUUUUUUAGCAGUCUGUGGAUGUUCUGUUUCUUUUUCAGGUCUUUGAGGGUGGAAGAGUAGAAAAACCAUCUCACUGUCUCUCUCUCCCCCUCUCCUUCUCUCUUUUUCCUCCUUUUCUGAGACGCUGUAAAUGCAUUUUGGUGGAGACCAGGGAGUGGUGUGUGGGUCUUUGUUGCCGUCAGCACAAUAUUCCAUUUGUUUUUGAUGAUCUUGUUCCCACUGCGUCCUCCCCACUUCUCUUGUUGUGUUUCUUAAGGCACUGUGGUGCUGGCGGGUUAAACAUGCGUAGAUCCCAGUUGGAAAGCUGUAGGAAUUCUUCCCAGGUGGAGCACAGUGGCAGCCAGAGUGGCUGUGCUGGUGAGGAGGGCUGAGGUUGCAGGCUUCCAGGCAUGCGUGCCAAUAGCUUUGGCCCCAGCUGGCAGGGAGAGUGGGCGCUGCAUCCUGUCCGGCACAGAAGCAAACACAAGAAAUUAUCCAUCCAACCAGCCAGGUUUAGUGCUUUGGCUGGUGGGGGGGGUCGGUUGCUGGAGGAUGGCAGCAGCAUCGUUCCAGCCACGUGCGUCUCAAGAGGAAUUGCAGACCCCAGGGAAGGCGCCCACGUUCCCUCCUGCAGAAACCCAACUUGGUGUCAGUCCCAUCCGCAGCCGGUGCCAGGACGUUAGCCAGCAAACCGAGUCCUGUGUAACCCACUGCAAACAGGCUGGAGAGCGGUCCUGGCAUCGACUGGAGUGGGGGCCCCACAGACCCUGGGGCGCAGGAGCUUGGGGAAGGGGUCUGUGGGGUGCAACAGGCUGACACAGCCGAGGGACGCAGCAGCACAUCAGAGAGGGAGAGAGAGCACCCAGGAACUGGGUGUUAGUGAGUGGCCAAAGGUGUAGGGCUGGCAAAACCUGGAGCAGGCAGGAAUUGAGGGGGUGCUUGGCUCAGCGGGGCUGAGCUCAGGGUGAGCUUGGGCUGCCGGGGCAGGAGAGCCCAGAAAAGCGAUGGACAAAUGAAUUGCUCCAGAUAACCUAAUCUAGCCAUAGCUGGGAACAAGCCAGCUAGAGUAUUUGAGAUAGAUUAUUCCGUUUCUAAAGGCACAGGAGGAUUAUAUAUAUAUAUUGAUAUAUGGGAAGUGAUAGUGCUGGUAACACAAAGUGCUUUCGUUCUGACUUAUUUCUUCAGGUUCCAGGGCUUCCUCUCUCUCAGAUUUCAGAGACUGCCGUAGGUGAUGUCAGGUACAUCCAGAUGGUUUCUGUUGAUGCUCAUGCAUUUUCCGCAAGGUGGUAUCUUUGUGCUCACAGGGCACCGCUGCACAGACAGGUCUGGCUGUGACAUUUCUGUUUUGCCAGAACCAUGAGGUCUGCAUGAGCCCAUAGACAGGUUUCUACCCUUUGCUUAGCUGUGGAUGUUGUGCAGGUGUUCAGUGGUGAGGUUGUGGAUUUUUACCAGCAAAAAAGGAAGCAAUACUUGUCCAGAGCAAUCCGUAAGCAUGAGCUGGCUGUAGGGAGCAGGGAAAAAAAAACCUCCCAGCAAUACAUCUCCCAGUCUUUGGACAACAGGGCUUGGAUGUGCAGCUUUGCACCAUCUCUGCUGAGGUUUUGUAUGCAAGAAGGGUGCCAUUUCCUACAGUGAACGUGCAGUAUUGGUAAUGCAAGAUGAAAAUCCUGGGGAAUGUCUGUCUCUGUGGGAGAUCUCAGCACUUCUUGGGAUGAGGCUUUAGGUUCUAAGGUGUUCGCUCACACUCGAGUUCAGGCAUGGUGGUUGUGCCAUCCUAUGCUUGCUUGCUCAAAAGGCACAUUUUCACGCAGAAAUAGGUGCUGGGCAGAGAUUUGGUUCCUCUUAGUUAUUCAUUAGUUUAUAACGUUUUGCUUUUCAUACUCAGCAUUUCUUGCAUCUCCCUCCCCCUCAACCCCUCAGGCUCUGGCACAAAGCAAACAAAACUAGGGAAACUGAUAGGGAUCUCCCUCGGGAUUCCCAGCUGAGCCCACAGUUUAGAGUGGUCAUCUCUCUGCCUCGGCAUAGGCUGCGGUUAAAGCCUUGUCUUUUCCACCAGUCCAGGUCAUUCCCUGUCCUUUUUACUAUCACAAAUUUUUGGGCUAUAAUGUAGAUGUUAAGAGUGUGUCUGUGUGUGUGUGUUCCCAGACUGACGUUUAGGGUGCACAGGACUGCAUGAUGAUUAAUAACUGUAGAAGAAUUAGACCAAAUGAAAUGCUCCCAAAUGGGCUUGAUUUUAUGUGGCCUUCAUGUCUUCAGUUCUAGAUGAAAUGGUUAUUGCUCUCCAGUGCUACAGAAAUAAGGUCUCAAACUUCAGUAACCAUGGGCAGGUCAAGCCUGCUUGGAGGCAGAUCGCUCGUGGCUCCGAAGGAUGGAGCGGGAGGAAGGUGGGUGCCCAGGCAGGUGGGUGCAUGUGUGUGUGUGAGACCCCUUCUGAUGUGCUACUGCAGGGAUCCGGUUCUGCUCUCACUUCCAGGGCAGUUUGGUGUAAAAGUAGCUGGGAGCUGUGAUUCGAGGCUUUCUGCUGCUGAGUCUGACCGCAGACUCUGGGUGCCAUGGUCUCUGUUGCAGAGGAGCCCCUGGGCAAGGGCGGGAACAUCCACCCCUCCCCAGUGAGGUUUAGCCCAAGCACUGGAUGGGUGACGUCCUUACUGCCACCCAAAGGUCUCCUCCUCUCGCUCCUUGCCUCACUGCUUUUCUCUGGACUGCCAGUACCCCAACCACUCCCUGCUAACGAGCUGCACUUCGGGCAUCUCGUUCUGCCACCAUUGGGCACGCGUGGGACCCUGCUAACAUGAGCCCCUGCCACAGAGGCGGGGAGAGGGGGGAGCACCACGCGAUGGUGUGCAGAAACUGUGGGAGACACCAGCACCAGGGCCCUUAGAAAUGCCACUCCAUGACAGCCCCAUCAUUCAUGUGACAGUAGGUAGGAAAGAGCAACAAAACCUUCUCCUACUGGAGGUGUCCGCCCCGGACAGGCACCGAGGUGGGAAUUUUUCUUAUUGCAGAAGGGUGAAGUGUUAACUCUGGAAGACCUCUCCCUGAAAAUAAUGUGAUGCACGCAUACCUAUGCAUCUAUACUUAUCUACAGGCACAUAUACAUAUAGACAGCUCUAGGUAUACACGCACACCCCUGGAUGAAAGGCAUAUGAUGCCUUUUUGGCAACGCUGUUCUCCCACGUCUGCAGAACGUGGCACCACUUACUGUUAAAAGGUGAAGGAGAAAUUCCUGGCUAUCAAAAUGGUGCCUCAAACCAAACCAACAGCUCAGCAGAAAGGGGGAAAUGCAGUUGGUGCUCAGCACAUCGGGCACUUUGUCCCUCCUGGGUGUCUCCGUGGGACUGUGCAGGGCGUGGGUGCAGCCCCCUCUGCUCACCUGGUGGCAUGGGGGAGAGCAGGGAGACAGAGGCAAUGCACUGGUGGAAAAGGGAACUGGAAUAAUGGGUUGUCUGAAAGGUAGCUGGGGUCUGAGCUCUCAAAAUAUUUAGCCCUGUUCUGCUUUGUUUCAGUGGGAGAACCGAUGUCUGUCUCUGGGACUUUUUUGGUCACUUGUUGCUGGCAAGCCAAAAUGAGUCAGUUAACAGAGUACUUUAUUCUUUCUAAGGUGUCUGGGGAGCAAAUUGGGCUUUGAGCUACUUUCCGCUCAUAACAAAGGCCAAAUAUUGGUUCAGUUGAAACUAAUAUGAAAACUUACAUUGACUUCAGUGGGACUGAGACUCCACUAGAAAAGCUUUUCUCAGAAAAAAAAGGCAAUUGUGGCAGUGAGGGUGAGAGAAAGCCAUUAAGCUGUGAUAAAAUUCACAUCCACUUACGUUGCUUGUGCUAUUCAUCACUUCUGGGCACGGUGGACCAGUCCGGUCUGUUGGCGAUUGUUGUGUGUAGCCAGUCUUCUGUCUCCGAGGGCUGCUCGGGAGGCUGGGCUGGCCGAGUGCUGAGGCGUGCUGAGCCCUGCGCAGGGCACCACAGGAUGGGUGCGUUGCAGGUAGGGGGAUGCAUCUGCUGGUGCACGUGGUGCCCUGGGCACCAUUCUGGCCGCAAGCACAGCUCGUGCCUGGGCUCAGCACCACCUGCAUCCCUGCUGGCCUCGGUGACCUGUGCCUGCUUAUGCCUUUACAGUCAGAAACACCAGUUUCCCAGGGCUUUGGUCAUUCCCAAAUGCCUCGAGACAGACAAUUCAGCAGGGCUGAAGCAUCAGGAAGAGCUGAGAGGAGAAUGUGUGUCUGCAGCCCACAGGGAUAUUAAUUUUGUUUUCCCUUGAUUGCCCACGUGUGCCAUAUUGAUGCCAUGCAGAGCUCUGGUGGACACAUUUUGGGUUUUUAAUUCUAGUUUUGUGAGCCUGUUUGCUGGUUUAUCAGCAGAGCUGUGGGCUGAAGGAGAAAACAAGGUUGAUCUUUAUUGGUAGUGACCAUAAUGUUACAGAGGCCUUCAGCCACCUCUCACACUGCUCUCCCAGUCCUAGAGAGGCUGGAGAAAACUUUCCACCUCCCUACCCUGCCCUGCAGCCCUUUCUGGCAUUGUGAGUAUGUGCGUGGACUUGACUUGCAGAGUACUUUAUGCGUAAGGCCCCAUGGAUAUCAUGGUAUAAAAUAAUUGUCCAGUCUUAUGGAUAGUUUAUGCCCCAGCGGGGUUUUGUAGAUUAAUAAUAAAAGAACAAGAAAGCACUUUUAAAUUAUUUAUAUUAUAAAAAGACAUUCUUUAUUUUUCUUGGCAUCGAUAUCACUUAGUUACAAAUCAGUUUAUAAGUAUGAUAUUACAGAUUUUAGACUAUAGCAAUGAUAAAGCAAAUGCGAAAAAGCAGAAUUCAGAACUGGACAGACCAGACUUGCCAACAGGGACCGGGAGGCUGGCAGGGCCGAGCCUUCAGCAGGGGCCGGCGUCCCUUCGCCGGCUCCUCCGGCCGUGCCAGCCCAGCUAUGGGGAGCUGGGCUGGUCCCUGCCCCGUGUUCGCAGGGAGCGAUGGCCCCGGCCGAUGGGUUGAUGUGUGCAUUAAGAGGGGUGAGCGCUGCCAGCGCGCUGCUUUCCCAGCUGACACAGGAUCUGGAGGAGGGGUUGGUGAUUUUAUGCUCUCUUCGGGGCCUUGCUUGUGUUACAUUUUCGGACCUCAUACGAGCACCUAAUGACUUCGCUGAAGCCGAGUCAGUCUGUUGCACAUUGAUGUAGACUAAGUGGCACCCACUGAAUUACCUCUCUACUUUCCAACGUGGUUCACUUGUACAUAAGUGUGAUGUCAAAUUGUUUACAGGUUAUUUUGUGCGUAAUUGUGGAAAAAAAAAUACAAGUUUUAACUACAAAUUUAAAGGAAUUGAUUUUACUGGAAGGUGUUUAAGAAAAUGAAUGUGCUUAAUACAGUAUAGACAUCCUUGAUUAUGGUCUCACAUGAAUGCAUGUAUCUCUGUGUUGUCAGUCCCCACCCGUGAGGUUAUUGGCAAUAUUCUGCAGUCUGUGAAUAGCAAAUAUGCAUAAACUACUGUGACUCUGACAAAUAUAACUUGGUAACUGUUUCUACUGUGGUAUGUAAAAAAAAAAAAGUCCUGUAGCUUUUAGCCUGCUGUAUUUCCCCGAUAUAAACAACACCAUGAAAGGCAGAGAUACAUGUUGGAACCCAACCUGAACAAGUCAUCGCCAUGACCUGUGUGGAGUCAUUCGUGCAGUGGCACCUGCCAGGGAGCUGCGUCCAACUGCUAAAAAUACCUAUUUAUAGAGGCUCGGAGGUGGUAAAUGAGUGUUGCUAUUGCCUUCUGCUCCAGCGUCACUGCUGGCAGAAGAGAUGACCUUUUGUUUAGGAUGGUGAUAAAUGAAGGGAGCCACUCCUUAUUAAUCGUUUCCGUGCGCAAGUUGGGUGUUACACAACACGCUGGUGAGAAGCACAGCGCUUGGUGUUGUGGCGUUGGGCGGCUGAAAACUGCCGCUCAUUUGUGUCUUGCCAUUCAAAUAAACCAGUGCACACACUGCAAGAGCUCAGCAGAGAGUGAACAAGUUGGUUUCCUUCAACUCUCACAUAUACACACACACACACACAUAUAGAUAGAUAAACUCACGCUCUCUCGCCUGCUGUGGUUUCGCAUCAGUUCAUGUUAAUCAGCUCCCUGCAGGCUGGGGAUUAUUCUCUCUUGGAGGUGGUUUGGGGUUGUUUUUCCCUUCAUUUACUUCUGGGUGGGGCUGAAAAAUCACAGUUCACCAGUCGCAGGGGAGAUUCUUCUUCCUCCCCAUCUUGAACAGAGAUUUUCUGAUACCGUGACUUGAAGAUACUGUCACCAGCAGCAAUACUUCUGGAAAAGCCAUUGUUGGUCGGGGUCACCUGCCAGAGUGUUCCCAAAAUUACUGUGGCAUACUUUUCUCUUGUGUCAUUUCAAAGACACCUUAGAAAGGGACAUCUUCCUUAACCUGGCUGAGCCACGGAAGGGAGAAAGCACAAGGCAUGGCAGGAGCAGAAGGAUACAGAAGGGAAGGCAGGAUAUCUCUUCUGGAUGUGGAGAGGCAGCCAGCGGGGGCCUGUCUUGGCGCUGGUCCCCGUCCAUCCCAGACAGGGCCCGGGGUCCGCAGGUGGUGCCCAGCUGCGAGGCUCUGCCUUCCUCCAGUCGCUGCUGCAGAGAUCACAGGAGAGGCGGACUGCCAGGGGUGGGAGGAAGCCAUUUGCAAUCCUCGCUCCCCCAGCAGAGCUAUUCUGGGAAUGAUGGACUCAUAAUUUGGAUUUAUUGUCCUUUCUCCUUCCCUCGGCCCAGCUGUCGGGUGGGAAAUGGGCUCUGCUCCCCACCCGAGGUGGCCCAACUCUUACAGCCGUGCAUACAGGCUAAUGACUAGAAUCGGGAAGCAUCGCCGUGGGGAAGCUGGGUCUGCCAAAGGCAAUUGCUCAUCUGUGGGGCUGAGUGUCCUGAGGUGAUCGUUUUAUUAUUAUUUUUACUCUGUGGCACUUGGCUGUUCAUCAGUGGAAGCCCUUUCCAAUGGCCCUUUCCCUGGAGAAGGUGAAAGAUCCCGUCCCUGCGGAGCUCCCCCCAUACGGUGCCUCACCAUUGCGGGGAUUUGGAUGUUACAGUGUCUGCACAAGCAUAUGGAAGGCAAAGCACUUCUGGAAGUUGUGUCUCCUCAGAUGGUGAGGCAUGAUGCUUGCUGAGCGCCGUGCUGCACCAGCUCGCUCCGCUGGCAGCCCCCGACCAGCCCACGCUGGAGGUACCACGAGCCAGAUGACAAUGUGAUUUCCAGCAGAUGACUCUGCCUUCUGCAUCGAUGACAGCAUGCCAGCACCUGCAGAGCCAGCACCAGGGGCUCUGCGCUUCCCCAGCUGCCAUCACAACUCUUAGGUUGAGCUUCUCCCACAUUAAUGACCCUUGUCUGGAGCCAAGGACGUGGGGAGAAAGGGCAGGGAUGAAAGGAAGACAUGGUUCUGCUGCUAUUCCUAAACAACCCUGGUGGUCUGUAACCCUGUUUACCUGCCUGCUUCCUCCCGGGUGGCAGUUGAAGCUCGGAGCUCGUUGCCAGCUGUCAAGUGAGCAGCAUUGUCCUCUCCCAGGGCUGGUUUGGCCAGGGAGCACUUGGAGCACUGAGGCUUGGAAAGUGAAGGUAAAGAUCAGCUCACAUGUUAGUGCCCUCGUCUUCAUGCAAAUAAAACAAGUAUUGGUGCUGUUGUCACCAGUUUUCAUUCACAAUGGCACAUGCUGCUUCUGACAGCGUGUGGCUCGGUCCGGUGCCGGGAACACCAACCAGCGGCUGCACACAGCCAGACUCCAGCUGCCUGUGGAGCUCCUGUGCUUGGUGUGGAUGAGACGCUUGUGGUGGAUGGAUUCUGACUUUGCUGACCAGUUGAUUUUGAAAGAAUAUCAGUUUGGAAUAAACAAAAAAUAGAUUUUCUUU